Messenger RNA from Leptonychotes weddellii (Weddell seal), 1708 nucleotides. Lineage: Eukaryota; Metazoa; Chordata; Mammalia; Carnivora; Phocidae. The record is from RefSeq and is a predicted model, not a curated record.
GGGGCUCCCGGGCAGCCCCGCUCUGCACUGCCCUGUCUCCCCACUCUGCGCAGGGCCCUCGUGAGGGCUCGGGGGACGCGCCCCUUUGUGAUCUCCCGCUCGACCUUCGCCGGCCACGGCCGGUACGCCGGCCACUGGACGGGGGAUGUGUGGAGCAGCUGGGAGCAGCUCUCGUACUCCGUGCCAGAAAUCCUGCUGUUCAACCUGCUGGGGGUGCCGCUGGUCGGGGCCGACAUCUGUGGCUUCCUGGGCAGCACCUCGGAGGAGCUGUGUGUGCGCUGGACCCAGCUGGGGGCCUUCUACCCGUUCAUGCGGAAUCACAACGACCUCAACAGCCUGCCUCAGGAGCCAUACAGGUUCAGCGAGACGGCGCAAGAAGCCAUGCGGAAGGCCCUCGCCCUGCGCUACGCCUUGCUGCCCUACCUGUACUUGCUGUUCCACCGGGCCCACGUCCUGGGCGAGACCGUGGCCCGGCCCCUCUUCCUGGAGUUCCCUGAGGACCCCCACACCUGGACGGUGGACCACCAGCUCCUGUGGGGGGCGGCUCUGCUCAUUACCCCCGUGCUUGAGGCUGGGAAGGUCCAAGUGACUGGCUACUUCCCCCCUGGCACGUGGUACAACCUGCAGACGGUGCUAGGAGAGGCCUUCGGCAGCCUCCCACCUCCACCUCGGGCUCCCCUCACGUCUGCCAUCCACAGCAAGGGGCAGUGGGUGACCCUGCCGGCCCCAAUGGACACCAUCAACCUCCACCUCCGGGCUGGGCACAUCAUCCCCCUGCAGGGCCCUGGCCUCACAACCACGGAGUCCCGGAAGCAGCCCAUGGCCCUGCUCGCAGCCCUGACCGCAAACGGGGAGGCCCAAGGGGAGCUAUUCUGGGAUGACGGGGAGAGCCUGGGGGUGCUGGAGCGCGGGGACUACACGAAGGUCAUCUUCCUGGCCAGAAAUAACACCAUCGUGAACGAGUUGGUGCGUGUGACUAGCGAGGGCUCCAGCCUGCAGCUGAGGAAGGUGACCAUCCUGGGGGUGGCCGUGGCCCCCAGCCAGGUCCUCUCCAAUGGCGUCCCUGUCUCCAACUUCACCUACAGCCCUGACACCAAGACCCUGGACAUCCCUGUCUCACUGACGAUGGGAGAGCAGUUUCUCAUCAGUUGGUCGUAACCCGGGGCCAGUGGCGCGUUGAUCCUUUACAGGAGGAGACGGAUCUCACCGUGGCCCCAGCACCUGUGAACCCUUGGUCAGGAUGUGACGGGUGGGCCUCGGGCAGAAGCCCGUGCCCCGUGUCUCAUGGCGCUGACCUCCCUCAAAUACCCAGAUCUGCAUAUGCGUCUACCUCCUGGGACCAGGGGAUCCCACGGCCUGUGGCCCAAGGGUUGCCUUGCGUGUGCAAGGCUGUUCUGGAAGGUGUACCUCUCUGAAGCUUGUCACUGGUGUGUGUGUGAUGUCGUCCGCCACCAGCUGCCUGUCUGAGACAGCGGAGGUGUGCUCGGGAGGAGGCUGCCGUGCCUGCACCCCGAGGUCGCGCCACGGGCGGCCCUGCUGCUGCUCUGGCCACCGCAGGCUGCUUUCUGGGCAACGCCCCCGGCAGCAGGUGGGGCUGCCCUCCCGUCCCAUGAGAGCGGGCCCGGGGAACUCCGGAGGAGUCACGGGACCCAGGGAAACCCUUGAUCUUAAGUGCAAUUAUUUUUAAUAAAAGGGGCACUGCAAUCAA